CAACAAAGUCUCUGCGACAAGAAACUAGCUAUUGAAACCCAUCUUCGAGAGCUUGAAUUGCAAGUUGUGGAGCCGCCUCGUGUUGGAAGUUACAAUUCAAUUUGUGGAAACUGUCACAUUCGUGGUCACCGAAGUGAUGGUAACAAAAAGAAUGAUAAGUAUAACGCGCCUCCUCGUACUUCGUACUUCAUGUGUGGUCGAAAAAAGAAACAGUGAGCAUUUUGAAGAAAUAAAGAAGAGGAAACGCGAACUAAAGAAAGUCACUCGUGCAAUUGAAAAAGUAAACAUGGAGAAAAAAACCUAG
Molecule: messenger RNA, 304 nt
Organism: Porites evermanni
Lineage: Eukaryota; Metazoa; Cnidaria; Anthozoa; Scleractinia; Poritidae
Source: the annotation of a GenBank genome assembly